GAGAACAACAAUGUAAGAUUUUUGAAGACAAAAUAAAGUUAAUAGAACAAAAGCAGCAAGAUGAACAAAUAAGAGCAAAACCAAUGCACUAUGAGGAAGACAGAAGAAAAAAACAUAGAGAACAUGAAAAUGUGCUUUCAAACAGCCUCUUCUCAACAGAGAGAUGAAACUCCAAAACGCCAAAAUCCAAAGCUGGACCUUAAAAACAUUAAACAAGUCAAAGAACUCAAUGAAAGACUGGAUCUGACAAAAUACCAUCAAAAUAAAAUGAAAACAGUAAACAUUCUUGAAAUCACCAAGUCUUCAUUUCAGUCUCAGGAACCACAUGAAGAGAAUGAACUUGUAAACUCACUCCUACAAAAGUUAAUGAACAUGGACUACAGAGCAAGAUACACUGUCUUAAAACACAGAAAGAAGGAAGGUGAAGAAGACAGUGCAAACUACAACCCUAAUAUUCACCCAAUGGAUGUUCAGAUGGCUGAGUUUCAUUGUGCUGAUGGUUUCCUGAAGCAGCUGAUGGUGACUAAACUCUCACAGUGUCAGUAUGCGCUGCCUCUGCUUGUUCCUGAUCCAUUCACACAACAGAUUGAGUUUCCUCUCUGGACAUUUAGACAAGUCAGCAAGAGCUGGAAGAAGAAAAACCCCAACAAUGAGAUCAUCAGUCAAACCCAGCUGGUCUACAAGGCUGAGACUCCAAUGGUGGCUUUCUACAGGUUUGGCUCAGUGUCUUCAUCCAAGUCUCAGCUGAUGAACAGCCUCAUCAAUGAGAAACACAACACGUUCUUCCACAGGAACUGCCCAGGCAGCAGCAGAACCAGAUUACUAAUGGAUGGAGUGGUGGAGAUCGCCUGGUACUGUCCUUCUGGGAAAAAGGCCGAUGCAUUUGAUGACUGUGUUGCUUUCUGUAAUCUUCAUGGUGAUGCAGGAGACAAUGAGAAACAAUAUGAGAUUUUGACCAGUAUGGCUUCAGUAAACGUCCUCUUCUUACCAGAUUUUGGACAGAAUAACCAGUACAACAGUUUGGUGGGAUCACUCUUCGAAUCUCCUCAGCCUCUCAUUUGUCUGCUCACUGACAGUAAGUGUGAUAAAACAGAAAUGGGGAAUGGAAAAUUCAAAAUUGGUCUUUUGAACAAAAACCAAACUGAUGUAUCUGAGCAAAUAAGAGAGAUGAUCAGAGUGACUCUGAACAACCAGAAAAAGAGCUUCAAGCUUGAAGAUGUGGCCAAACACACAGGAAUCAGAGUAGAUGAGGAAGAUCCAGAGUGCCAGAGAGGAAAACAAGCAGCAGAUCAGAUCAUGGGUUUCCUGAAAGGAAAAGAUCCAUCAACAGUGAAAGAAACAAUCCUGCCCUGUCAGGGGAAACUGUGGCAUGACUGGUGUAAAAUGAACAAAAAUCUGCGUCAUUUAGAAGGAGAAAAUCUAGAAGAAGAUAGAAGUACCAAACUAAAGAACAUGAGAGAAAUAAGAGAAAAGCAAGUAACACAAGGAUUAAGUGAGUUUAUGAGGAAAUUUAUUGACAUAAUGAAAUCACAGAGAGACAAUGAAAAAAACUAUUUUCUCAGAUGGAUGAUGAACCUGUUGGAUGACUUCACUUCAGAUGAGCUCUGCAGACUUCAUAAGGAAUAUUAUGUGAAAUGGAAUGAAGUCUUAGAAAUGAAAAAGAUACCUGACAGACUAGAUCAACUGCAGAUUGAACAAACAAACUUGGAAAACAUCAAAGACAAAAUCAGUCGUACUACCUUUGGCCUAGAGCACAUCCUGAGAGAGUUUGGUCAAAUCUAUGAAUCCUCGACAACUGUGAAGAAAAUCAAGCAAGGUCUGCAGUUUGACUUCUGUUCUCUCCCAAGUCUUGCAGCAGAGAUGAUGAUCUCUGGAUUUCCCAUGGAGCUGAUGGAUGGAGAUGCUGCUCAUGUUCCUCUCACCUGGGUCACUGCUGUUCUAGAAGAACUUGUUAAGAAACUGGGAGACCAGAAACUCUUUGUGCUGUCAGUUUUAGGGAUUCAGAGCACUGGAAAAUCAACCAUGCUGAAUGCCAUGUUUGGACUCCAGUUUGCUGUCAGUGCUGGCAGGUGCACCAGAGGAGCUUUCAUGCAGCUGAUCAAAGUGUCAGAGGAGAUAAAAACAGAGCUGAUGUUUGACUAUAUUCUGGUAGUUGAUACUAAGGGACUUCGUGCACCAGAAAUGUCUACACCACAUCGUGACAAUGAAAUGGCCACAUUUGUUGCUGGUCUUGGAAACAUGACGCUGAUCAAUAUUUUUGGAGAAAACCCAUCUGAGAUGCAGGACAUUCUUCAGAUUGUUGUUCAGGCCUUCCUGAGGAUGAAGAAGGCCAAACUGAAUCCCAGCUGCAUGUUUGUGCAUCAGAAUGUCUCAGAUCUCACAGCUGGAGAGAAAAACAUGGAGGGAAGGAGACGACUGCAGGAGAAACUGGAUGAAAUUACAAAACUUGCUGCUAAAGAAGAAGUCUGUGAUACAGAAUGUUUCAGUGAUGUGAUUGCAUUUGAUGUUCAGAAUGAUGUGAAGUAUUUUGCUCAGCUCUGGGAGGGCAGCCCACCCAUGGCGCCACCAAACCCAAACUAUUGCGAGAACAUUCUAGAACUGAAGAAGGCUAUUGUAACACAUGCUUCAAAAUCAGAUGGCAUAACGCUGACACACUUAAAAGAUCGUGUUCAAGAUCUCUGGGAGGCUUUGCUUAAUGAACAGUUUGUCUUCAGCUUCAAAAAUUCACAGGAAUUUUCAACAUACAAGAAAAUAGAGACAGAAUACAGCAAGUGGAACUGGAGCCUUCGGAGUGCCAUGCUGGAAAUCGAAAACAAGCUCCACAACAAAAUAGAAAAUGCAGCAAUUCAUGAUGUUGAGGAAACUGAUCUUCAAAAAGAACUAAAUGCAAAGAGUGAAGAUGUGAAAAAGGCAAUGUCGAAUUUCUUUGAGAAAGACAGAGAUACAGGUACACUGAAGCAAUGGAAAGCAUCAUUUGACAUAAAAAUGAAAAAACUUCAAGACGACAUUGUGAGGGAAACUAAGAGAAAAUUAAAUAAGGUCCUUCAUCAGCGUGAACUGAAGAAAAAGAUGGAUACUCAGAAGACACAUCAUGAAAAUGCUCUCUUGGAAAAGAGCAAAAAACUUGCCUUUGAAUUUAAAAACCAAGCAACUGAUGGAAAUGUAAUGAAACAAGUGUUUGAUUCCUUUUGGAAAAACCAGAUGAUGGAGAUCAUUAGAGACAUUCCUCCAGUCAAACAUAUUGACAUAUUUGUUGAUGCAAAACAGCACCUGAGUAAAACCUACCCAAAUCUGCUUUUAGACUGUUUGAAAGAAAGCAGUCAGCAUGUUGAUAUGAUCCAUUUGCCAAGAUAUUCAGAAUAUGUGAAGUUUAAUAAAUCCAGUGGAUUUAAAACAACUUUCAAAAAUACAGACAGAGCUGAAGAGAAGUUUGGUCUUGCUUUAUCUAUAGAGGAUGAAGUCGAGAUAAGAGUCUUAAUCAAAGACAUUGCUGAGUACACAGAUAAAAUGAUUCAGUCAUGUAACAUUGCAAAUACGGGCUACAACAUCAGCUACAUUCAACAACUCAUAGAUUACAUAAAGGCAAGAAUAAUGGAGCAUGAAGAUCAGCCAAAAGUGAACUAUGUGUUCAAGACAGAAUUCUUCACUGAUUUGGUACUCUGCAUAUGCCACAGAGCAAACAAGACAUUCACUGAUCAAUACAAAAUAUUUAGGGAAGCCAAUGAUCCGGUUCUCCAUUUUGAGAAGAAAAGUAAAGAGUACUACAGAAUUUUCCAGAAAUACUGUGAAGGAGCAUCAUCAACUGCUGUUUUUGGAGAAUUUGUUUGUAAUAAACUCAAAAGGUCCAUUCAGCAGAAUGUCUACAAAAAAACUGCCAGAGAUUUAGCAGAUGAAAUGAAGACAAACUGUGAAUCGCUAAAUGGGAACCGAUCAAACCUGGAGAAACAUAUCCUGAAAACACUGGCAGAAAAACAGGAUUUCAAUGCAUACAUGACCUACAUUAACAAUCCCAACAAACACUUUAAGAGAUUCAUCAGAGUUGAAGUGAGACAGUACAUCGAUGAAAGAUUUGAAGAUAUUGUUGGACCCAAGAUGGAAAACAGCAUUAAACUGCUGGAGCAACAGAUUAUAAAUGCAGCACAUGAAUCUAGCAAAUAUGUUCAAGAGAUCAAUGGAAAUGCUGAAUCAUGGUUGCGUUGUUUCACACACUGUGUCUCUGAUGUUCUGGUAUUCUCUGUAAAUGACCUAACUGGAGUGAGUCAUGAUGAUGUUGAUGUCAGCUUCCUAGAAGAUGUGAUCAGAAAAGAACUUCCUUCUGUAAUAUCUGACAUACGCAGUAAAUUCAGUAGAGAAACGUUUCUAGUAAAGCUGGAACACAAAGACAGACCAGAUGAGAUUCUGAUUAAACUCCUCUGCGAUUGCUGUUGGGUUCAGUGUCCUUUCUGUGCAGCCAUCUGCACCAACACAAUAGAAAACCAUGAUGGUGAUCACAGUGUGCCUUUCCAUCGUAAUAAUGGAUUGAAUGGAUGGGGCUACAAAGGAACAACAAACCUAUCUAUCAACAUCUGCACAUCAUCAGUAGCCAGUGAUCGAUCUUUUUAUCCAGAUAGCUCAGAUGAUGCAGUCCCCUGGAAGGAAUACAGAAAAGGAGGUCCUGAAUAUGCCUCAUGGAGCAUCACACCAGAUUUCUCUGAGAUGCCGUACUGGAAGUGGUUUGUGUGCAGAUUCCAAAAAGAUCUGGAAAAUUACUAUAAACAAACCUAUGAGGGGAGUGGCAAGAUUCCAGAUGAAUGGAGAAAAUACUCUCAAGAGGAAGCUAUUGAGAGUCUCGAUUAAUACAUUUAAGCAACAAUUAUCAAAGACUCUGAUACAAAGACAGUUGAAAUAAAUAUCUGUUUCACAGACUCUGUUCAGAGACAUGCAGCUAAAUGCAAUUUACUAUUAUAAAAAUGACCAGAAGCAUGCAAUUUUGAAUACUGGACUUCAAGUGUGGUUAACUUCCAUGAUUUAGGGAGGAUUACAAUCAAACAGCAAACUGCAGCAAAGUUCACAUGACCCAAACCCCAGACCACCUUUUCAGUCAGACUUGGUAGUGAACACUGAGUUUGGAAUAAUACACAAUACGUAUAAACUGAACUCUGACAACAGAACAACAGACUAAUGUCUGCACCAAAAGCUCUGGUGUGAAAACACCUACUGUAAGAAAUGCUAUUUGCCUGGUUUAAACCAAGAAAUGCUACUUAGAUUUAGUCAAAAUAAUGCUCCAUGUUUGACAUAAUAUGCCAUGUAAAAAAAAUGUUUAAAUGCUAUUUACUUGAUUUGGAAAGUGCAUGCAGGACUAACUUUGAUCAUAAUGUAGCCUAGAAUGUAAACAAAUAAUACAAAAAAUCAUCAUGAUAUUCAAUAUAAAACUACUGAGUAAAAAAAGUGCACAGUUAACAGAAUCUGCAAUACUGCUGUUUAGAUGAUUUAGCUUUUUGUGUUGUAUCUUUACAUUCUCCAGUAACUGUGUCUUAUUGUAACCUGUUAAAUAAAGAGUUCUAUAGUUACAACUGCAGGCUUUAUGUCCGUAUAUACUGCAGAUUAUUACUUUUUGCAAUUUAUUUCUUAAUUUGGGUGUUUAUUGUUAU
Labeo rohita (rohu) is the source of this 5630-nucleotide messenger RNA. Its product is annotated as interferon-induced very large GTPase 1-like. Gene Ontology annotation, molecular function: GTP binding. Bases 91 to 4836 code for a protein of 1581 amino acids. The record is from RefSeq and is a predicted model, not a curated record. Lineage: Eukaryota; Metazoa; Chordata; Actinopteri; Cypriniformes; Cyprinidae. The transcript is spliced from 2 exons.